This is a messenger RNA of Durotheca rogersii, 5018 nucleotides long. Its product is annotated as ABC-2 type transporter-domain-containing protein. The transcript has 9 exons. Gene Ontology annotation, biological process: transmembrane transport. Gene Ontology annotation, cellular component: membrane. Lineage: Eukaryota; Fungi; Ascomycota; Sordariomycetes; Xylariales; Xylariaceae. Bases 362 to 4705 code for a protein of 1447 amino acids. Gene Ontology annotation, molecular function: ABC-type transporter activity; ATP hydrolysis activity; ATP binding. The record is from RefSeq and is a predicted model, not a curated record.
GAUCAGUAAACUGCUUACGGGCUGCGCACUGAGCGGUCUCUCGGUCCACGCUGGAGACCCCAAGGACAGGCAGCUCUAAGGUUGCACAAGCGGGUGAUUGUAGGGAAAGGGCCAUAUUAUUCGUCGUAUUGCCGAAUCUCGCGGGCUCGCCUGAAAACAAACACACCGUGCCUGGAAUCCUUCUUAUCCUCUGCAAAUUACUACCUGCUGCUAUUGCUGCUAUACAGCUCCUCCCUCUGCUCGCUGGCCGCCGCCCCUGCGUGGUUGUGACAGAGAAACGCUAGCUAGCCUUGCUGAUUCACGACGUCGGCUGCCCCGCGAAGCUUGAGCUGUCGGACUCAGUAAAAAUCCAUGGUCCUCGAUGGCCGCUAACAAUCGCGAUGCCGUCUUUCGGGACUGGCUCCAGAGGCAGCAGCAGAGAAAACGCCUGCAGCUGGGCGUUUCCUUCCGGGACCUCGCCUGCCACGGCUUCACGUCCUCGGCCACCUUCCAGCACACUGUCAUCUCCUACGCCCUAGCCCUUCCGCGGCUCGUCGCUAGGCUCGUCUCGGGACAGCCGCCCGCCAGGGUGCAGAUCUUGCGCGACUUCGCUGGCCUAGUCGAGGCUGGCGAGAUGCUGCUGGUCCUCGGGAGGCCUGGCAGCGGCUGCUCGUCGUUCUUGAAAGUUCUAUCUGGCGACGCGCACGGCAUCCACGUCGGCGAGGGGACCAAGGUCAACUAUGCCGGCAUCUCGUACCACCAGAUGCACCGCGACUUCAAGGGCGAAAGUAUCUACCUCGCCGAGCUCGACGUGCAUUUUCCCGAGCUCAGUCUCGGCGAGACCCUCACGUUUGCCGCGUCGACGCGCGAAGUCGGCACGAACACCCAUUUGGCGUCCCAGGCAACCGGUCGCAACGUCGCGGUUUUGUUCGGUCUGUCGGGCGCCCUCGAUACCAAGAUGGGGAACGCCCUGAUCCGCGGCGUCAGCGGCGGCGAGAAGAGGAGAACGAGCAUCGCGGAAGCCCUCAUCAGCGGCGCGCAGUUCCAGUGCUGGGACAAUAGCACCCGGGGCCUUGACAGUUCCACAGCCCAGCGAUUUAUCGAGCUGCUGCGGAGGUCGACGAGUGCCUUGCGAUCGACUGCGAUCAUGAGCAUCUACCAGGCAUCAGAGGCCAUGUAUCGGAGUUUUGACAAAGUCACGCUGCUAUACGAGGGCCGUCAGAUCUAUUUCGGCCCCGUCGAGUCUGCCGCCGACUAUUUCCAUAGGCUCGGCUUCGCAAAGCCGAGCAGAACGACGAGUGCUGAUUUUCUCACGUCUCUCACCAAUCCGGCGGAGCGCAUCGUCCGGGAAGGUUACGAAGAUCGAGUUCCCAGGUCCCCGGAUGAGUUCGCCGCUAUGUGGAAACAGAGUCCCGAGGCUAAACGGCUUUUAGAAGAUAUUAGUGCCUUUGACGACGCUCAUCCGCUCCUGGUUUCCAAGGAGCAAUCCCAUUCAGCUGAGAGUCAAACCCCGAUCAGAGAGAUGUUGGCUCUUCGCUCGUCGACUUACUUAAUCCCAAUAGCCCAGCAGAGCAUCAUCUGCAUCCAGAGGGGCUUUCUCCGCCUCCGAAAUAACUAUGUGCCCGCCGUCUCGACCGUCUUCGCGAAUGCCAUCCUUGCCAUCGUGGUGGGCAGCGUGUACUUGAAUCUCCCGGACACAGCCGAUGGCAUGGACCAGAGGGCAGUUCUCAUAUUCUUCUCUUUGAUGAUCUGUGCGUUCUCGCCUGCUUUUGAGGUCCUCACCAUGUGGGCGCAGCGGCCUAUUGUGGAGAAACACGACCGAUACGCCCUAUAUCAUCCCUUCACUGAUGGUGUGGCUUCGAUUCUAUGUGAUCUACCGGCCAAGUUCGGCACCUCGGUCAUGUUUCACAUUACGCUUUACUUCAUGACCAACCUCCGCCGCACUGCUUCGGCUUUCUUCACCUACCUCGUUAUCAUGUUCUUCAUUGUGUUAACCAUGUCAAUGGUUUUCCGAACGUUGGGGUCCUUGUCGCGGACACUAGAGCAGACUAUGGCUCCUGCAUCGAUCGUUGUUCUGCUCUGCAUCGUAUAUACCGGCUUCGUAAUUCCCGUCCCAUACAUGAAGCCUUGGCUUUCAUGGUUCAGGCGAUUAAAUCCCAUGGCUUAUGCCUACGAGAGCUUGAUGAUCAAUGAGUUUCGCGGCCGUCAAUUCCCUUGCUCCUCCACCGUCCCCGCCGGGCCUGGCUACUCUAACGAGGCCGGUAUGAGUGGAAAGGUCUGUCCCGUCGUGGGAGCUGAGCCGGGAGAGCCUGAUGUGCAAGGAUCGGCCUACCUGCUCCUGAAAUAUGGCUACGUGCAAAGCCAUCUUUGGAGAAAUUUCGGUAUCAUAAUUGCCAUGAUGGUCAUAUUCUGCGCAAUUCACUUGCUGGCGGCAGAGUAUAUCCCGGCUCAAAGAUCAAAGGGCGAAGUGCUUCUUUUCCAGCACGGUUACCGCAAGAACCAGCCUCAACUAGCGUCUGACUCUGAGAAAGCCGCGUCGUCGCCAAUAUUUGCCCAGGAUAUCAGCGGGCAGGGGGAUCGCGAUGGGAAUGAAACGCGCCCCGAGACUGUGCAAACUAGUAUUCUUCAACAGUCCUCGGUAUUCCACUGGAACGAUCUGAGCUACGAGAUCAAGACCAACAACGGCACGAGGAAGGUCUUGAACAAUAUCAACGGAUGGGUCAAGCCAGGGACGUUGACUGCUCUGAUGGGCGUUACAGGCGCUGGGAAGACAACACUACUCGACGUUCUGGCAAAUCGAGCAACCUUCGGAACAGCCAGCGGCGGUGUCUACAUCGACGGCACACCGCGGGAUAUAAGCUUUCAACGCCGGAUAGGUUACGUUCAACAAGAGGAUAUCCAUCUCCCUACCGCCACCGUUCGUGAGGCUCUGCAGUUCAGCGCAUUGCUUAGACAACAAGGGACCGAAUCGAAAGAAGGCAAGUUGAACUACGUUGAUAACGUCAUCAAGGUGCUGGACAUGGAGCCCUAUGCCGAAGCCGUGGUUGGCAUCCCCGGCAAUGGCUUAAACAUCGAACAGCGAAAGCGAUUAAGUAUCGGAAUAGAGCUCGUAGCCAAGCCAGAGCUUUUGUUGUUUUUAGACGAGCCGACGUCCGGACUCGACAGCCAGACAGCAUGGUCCAUCUGCACACUCCUCCGUAAGCUAGCAGACCACGGCCAGGCGGUCCUGUGUACGAUUCAUCAGCCAUCGUCCCAACUGUUUCAGAUGUUCGAUCGCCUGCUGCUUCUCAGCGACCACGGGGAGACAGUGUACUUCGGUAAUAUUGGCCGAGACGCUUCGGCGUUGAUCGAGUACUUCGAAAGCAGAGGCGCCCCAAAGUGUCAGACAGCAGACAACCCUGCCGAGUGGGUCCUGAACGUCACCAGCAAUAAUGCUGGUACUGCCACUGUCAUUACCGUAGACUCGAGCAAGUCUUCAGUCACAGAGCAGUCUCGAGAAACGGAGCAUCCAAGCUGGUCGAAGCAGUGGGACGAGAGUCAACAGAACCACGACGUACAAGAGUACCUCCAACGGACCACGGCCGCAAAGCAAUCGUCUUCGGACAAUCCUUUGUCUACGGGUCCGGGGAAGAACGAAUACGCUGCCUCGUUCUUUCAGCAGCUAAUAAUUGUGACAAGCCGGAUUUUCCAGGAAUACUGGAGGGACCCGACGUAUCUCUAUUCGAAGCUGGCUCUCUGUGCUGGUGUGGUAGGCGGUUUUCACUCUUUUUCUUUUACCUUUCUUGCUCUCCUCAACCCCUUUCCCGCAUUACGUCCCCUAACCUCUUCUCAGUGCUUCUUUAACGGCAUCUCCUUCUAUAAUACCCCGCUCGACAUGCAAGGCUUCAUCAAUUUCGUCUUCUCCAUCUUCCUCAUCUCCCAGCUCUUCAGCACCCUCGACCAGCAGAUCAUUCCUCGCCUUGCCGACGGCCGCAGCCUAUUCGAGGCUCGCGAGAGGCGAUCCAAGUCGUACUCCUGGACCGUGUUCCUCGCAGCCAAUAUUAUCGUCGAACUGUGGUGGCAGACAGUCGCCUCUGUCAUCAUCUUUGUGUCUUGGUACUACCCUACCGGCCUUUGGCGGAAUGGCGACGCGAGCUUUGGAAUGAACGAGAGGGGAGGCCUGGUAUUCGUGCUCAUCUGGCUGUUUUGCCUGUGGAUCACAACUUUCUCGCAAGCUGUCGGUGUGGGUAUCGAACACGCGGAGACGGCCGUGCAGAUUGCUACCCUCUGCUUUUGGCUCUCGCUGGUGUUUUGCGGUGUCCUCGUCUCUCCUAACGAUCUUCCUCGCUUCUGGAUUUUCGUCUAUCGAGCUUCCCCGCUGACGUACUUCGUCGACGGGAUGGUGGUGGCCGGCCUAGCCAACACACAUAUCGAGUGCUCCGACAUACAGCUCCUCCAUAUCGACCCUCCUCCGGACGUGUCCUCCGGCCUUACAUGCGGCGGGUAUCUGGGUCCGUUCCUACAGUACGCCGGCGGAGUUCUUAGGAAUCCGGCAGCGACGACGGACUGCCUCUACUGUCCAGUUGACCAGACCAACAAUCUUCUCCUGCAGUUGGGAAUAGAGACAGAGGAUGUGUGGCGGAACGUGGGGUACAUGGUUGUCUAUAUGGUCUUCAACACACUAGCCACCUAUGCUAUCUACUGGAUUGCGAGAGUGCCUAAGACCUGGAGAAGGAAACAGGCUUGAGUAUGACGAGUGGGUAUACCUUGAACUAGGGCGGCAUGAACUGGACAUGAAGCCGCGUACGAGAUUAUUCUUGGCCAGGGGACCUGUCGUUAAUAGUAGCAGAUUUGAGUUGCGGCGGACGUGGUUAUUGUAGGCAGCAAGUAAUAUGGGUUGUUGAGCUGUAAUGUGCUGCAUGCAGGAAGGCCAGAUGGCGGAGGCCGUUACAUAGAGGUAUAUAGGCUAACGAUUGGCGAUGAAUAAUUUAAUGUCGGCCCUGUCAAUCCGCCUUAGUUGCUUUCAAUAAUACUAAAUGUCUAUCACAUCGAAAGGUGCA